AUGGCUUCGUUCAAGCUAUGGGAAGAAGAAAUCCUCAGCGAGUCCGAUAGCUGUGAACUGGACGGGCGUGUGUUGGCGAGUAUCGGGAGUGUUAUACUCAGCGAAGUGCCAGAACUGGAUGAGAUUAUCGCUCGCAGAAGCUUUGCACGCACGAAUAGUCUUCCGAUGGAACUCGAAGAGGGACAGGAGGAAGGUGAGG
Molecule: messenger RNA, 199 nt
Organism: Sphaeroforma arctica JP610
Lineage: Eukaryota; Ichthyosporea; Ichthyophonida
Exons: 1
Source: RefSeq, a predicted model, not a curated record